Molecule: messenger RNA, 2693 nt
Organism: Galeopterus variegatus (Sunda flying lemur)
Lineage: Eukaryota; Metazoa; Chordata; Mammalia; Dermoptera; Cynocephalidae
Gene: PLG
Product: plasminogen
Exons: 18
Coding region: 1-2451 (816 amino acids)
Biological process (GO): proteolysis
Cellular component (GO): extrinsic component of plasma membrane
Molecular function (GO): serine-type endopeptidase activity; signaling receptor binding
Source: RefSeq, a predicted model, not a curated record
AUGGACCAGAAGGAAGUGGUCCUUCUACUUCUUUUAUUUCUGAAGUCGGGUCAAGGGGACCCCCUGGAUGACUAUGUAAACACCCAGGGAGCUUCGCUGUUUAGUGUCACAAAGAAGCAGCUCGGGGUGGGAAGCACAGAAGAAUGUGCCACCAAAUGUGAGGAGGAAACAGAAUUCGUUUGCAGGUCAUUCCAGUACCACAGUAAAGAGCAGCAGUGUGUGAUCAUGGCUGAAAACAGCAAGUCUUCUGGCAUCAUUCGGAUGAGAGAUGUCAUUUUAUUUGAAAAGAAAAUGUAUCUUUUGGAGUGCAGGACCGGGAACGGAAAGAACUACAGAGGGACAACAUCCAAAACGAAAAGUGGUGUUGCCUGUCAAAAAUGGAGUGCCAGUUACCCCCACAGACCUAACUAUUCACCUAACACACACCCCUCAGAGGGACUGGAGGAGAACUACUGCAGGAACCCCGACAAUGACGAACAGGGGCCCUGGUGUUACACGACAGAUCCGGACAAGAGAUUUGACUACUGUGACAUUCCUGAAUGUGAAGAUGAAUGCAUGCAUUGCAGUGGAGAAACUUACGAGGGCAAAAUUUCCAGGACCAUGUCUGGACUUGAAUGCCAGGCCUGGGACUCUCAGAGCCCACAUGCUCACGGAUACAUUCCUUCCAAAUUUCCAAACAAGAACUUGAAGAUGAAUUACUGUCGUAACCCUGAUGGGGAGCCCCGUCCAUGGUGUUUCACCAAGGAUCUCAGCAAACGCUGGGAGUUCUGUAACAUUCCCCGCUGCAGUAAGUAUGGCUCAUGCUCAUCACUGCCAGAUCCUGACCUGCUCUGCUCUUGGAAUCAAGAAGAAAAUAUAUAUCAGUGCCUAACUGGAUAUGUUUCCAAUAUCACUGUUAACAAGAAUGUGUGCACCUUGUGUAUUUGGCCUUUUUGGAAAGCCAAACUCACAGUUCCUUUUUUUUUCAGAGGUUUGGAUGAAAACUACUGUCGUAACCCUGAUGGAGAAACAGCUCCAUGGUGCUAUACAACCAACAGUGAUGUGAGGUGGGAAUACUGCAAGGUACCAUCCUGUGGGACCUCUCUAGUGUCCGCGGAUCAUCUGUACACCACAGCACCACCUGAGCAAACCCCUGUGGUCCAGGACUGCUACCAGGGUGACGGACAGAGUUAUCGAGGCACAUCGUCCACCACUAUCACAGGAAAGAAAUGUCAAUCUUGGUCAUCUAUGACACCACACCGACAUCAGAAGACACCGGAAAACUACCCAAAUGCGGGCUUGACACUGAACUACUGUAGGAAUCCAGACGCUGAUAAAAGCCCUUGGUGUUAUACCACCGAUCCAAGUGUCAGGUGGGAGUUCUGCAAUCUGAAGAAAUGCACAGAAACAGAAGGCCGUGUCGUGGGUCCUCCGACUAUUGCCCAAGUCCCAAGUGUAGAGACUACCUCUGAACCAGACUGCAUGUUUGGGAAUGGCAAAAGCUAUCGGGGCAAGAAGGCGACCACAGUGGCUGGCACUCCAUGCCAGGAAUGGGCUGCCCAGGAGCCCCACAAACAUAACAUCUUCACUCCAGAGACAAACCCACGGGCAGGUCUGGAAAAAAACUACUGCCGUAAUCCUGAUGGUGAUGUCAACGGUCCCUGGUGCUACACGACGAAUCCGAGAAAACUUUUUGACUACUGUGAUGUCCCUCAGUGUGCGUCCUCUUCAUUUGACUGUGGGAAACCCCAAGUGGAGCCGAAGAAAUGUUCUGGAAGGGUCGUAGGAGGGUGUGUGGCCCACGCACAUUCCUGGCCCUGGCAAAUCAGUCUUAGAACACGGUUUGGAACGCACUUCUGUGGAGGCACGUUGAUAUCCCCGGAGUGGGUGCUGACUGCCGCCCACUGCUUGGAGAAGUCCUCAAGGCCUUCAUAUUACAAAGUCAUCUUGGGUGCACACCAUGAAGUGAAUCUUGAACCGGAUGUUCAGGAAAUAGAAGUGUCCAAGCUCGUUUUGGAGCCCACACGAGCAGACAUGGCCUUGCUGAAGCUGCGCAGCCCCGCUGUCAUCACCGACAAAGUCAUCCCAGCUUGUCUGCCAGCCGCAAACUACGUGGUCGCUGACCGCACAGAGUGUUACAUAACGGGCUGGGGAGACACCCAAGGUACCUCUGGUGCUGGCAUUCUCAAGGAAGCCCAGCUGCCUGUGAUUGAGAAUAAAGUGUGUAAUCGCUUCGAGUAUCUGAAUGGAAGAGUCAAAUCGACUGAGCUCUGCGCUGGGCACUUGUCUGGAGGCACUGACAGUUGCCAGGGUGACAGCGGAGGGCCUCUGGUUUGCUUCGAGAAGGACAAAUACAUCUUACAAGGAGUCACUUCUUGGGGUCUUGGCUGUGCACGCCCCAAUAAGCCAGGUGUCUAUGUUCGUGUUUCAAGGUAUGUUACUUGGAUUGAAGAAGCCAUGAGAAAUAAUUAAUUGGCUGGGAGACAAAGUGAAGCAUCAGCUUACCUAGACACUGGAACAUGGCUAGGGAAGUUAACGUGCUCCAAAGUAAUUGGUGGUAAUCAGACGAAGACACUGCACUUAGCUGCCCUCUACUGCCAAACCUCGGCAUUUUUUGUAUUACUGUGGGUAAAUUUUUCCUGUCCAUAGACUGCUGGAUUCUGUAAUAAGUCAAUAUAGCUAUAACAUUUGUUGAAAAUAAACUCUGUACUUAA